AAGACGAACAACUGGCAGCGGUCCUACUUCUACGUCAAAUCUGACAGGGCUGCGUUCGAGGAGCCGCUGAGGACCGGCUAUCGUGUUUUAUGGGCCCGAGAGAUGGUUGCUCUUCCGAACACCGCAGAGUACGAGGAGGACUUUUUGACGAGCGCGCGUCUGAUCGCAUCGCAGAGACAGGACCAUUGGAAUAAUUUUUCCUACCGGAGGAUUAGUCGAUCGAUCGGGUGGAUUAGUCAGCAGGUUUGGCGUUCGGACACGAUCCCCAUUGUCACGAAUAAGACGAAGAGGGUCAAUUUGUUCAAUUCGGCCGAGCAGAGGGAGAUAAAACGAGCAAGAGCGAUGAGGACUAUUCCAAAUUUGAGUUUGGUGGUUGCGAAGAAAGUCGGCUCCGCAAAGAAAUCUCAGCCCGAUACCGCGGGCUCGCCUAAUUUAGGAGAUCCGAGCGCGACCGAGUCGGACGCUGAGGCUCAGUUGGUUAGAAAGACCAACAAGAAGAGACAGCGCGAAGAGGAGGGCGCGGCUGUCGAGGAAACGAACGUUGGGGCUCCUCUCCCAAGGGCAUUCUGGGUCAGAGGGGAGAAGGAAGAAGGCAAGGGGCGAUUCUCCCGCGAUCCGAUCCUCCCUGCGGGCAGCCGCGACGAAGAUCUUCCGGCGGUCUCUCCAAAGGCCAAGAAGAAGGACAAGGGGAGGAAGAGGAAGAAGAAAGCCGCCGAAAUGGUUCCUCGAGGCUCUUCUGAGGAGCUGAACGACGAGGAGGAAGUGAUGCCACCCGUUCCGGGAAUCGCUGGGCCCGGGGCGUGA
Molecule: messenger RNA, 804 nt
Organism: Raphanus sativus (radish)
Lineage: Eukaryota; Viridiplantae; Streptophyta; Magnoliopsida; Brassicales; Brassicaceae
Exons: 4
Coding region: 103-804 (233 amino acids)
Source: RefSeq, a predicted model, not a curated record